UUGGUAAUAAGCCGAUUGUCACUCUUGUUGAAUUAUCAGUCAAGUCUCCGACUCAGAUCCGAGCAGACGUAUUUCCUUCAGCUCAGCCCGCAAGCUUUUGCCGCAUCCGCUAAGAUCUCUUACAUCCUACUCGAUAAUGAACUGAUACUGUCACCAGUUCAACUAGGGGCAGGACUGCAGCGGCACAGGACGCAACUUGAGCACGUGACGACUUGUGAAUAUAGGUCUUCAGUCAAUUGUUACUGCAAACUGUCUAUAAUUCAGUCGCUCUCCACUGCAUUCCUGCAAUUUCAUCACUUUUCCAUCUUUCCUGAGAAAGUCCGCUGCCUUCAACCAUCAUGUCCUGUUGCACCCCUUCAGGUUACGGAUGCGGCAGCCGCUGCUGCCGUUGGUGCGGGCUGGCGAAGCCCCGCGGCUGCUGCGGCAACUGCGCCACGUACUGCUGCUGCGGCGGCUGCGGCUGCGGGGGCUGCUGCUGAGGGAGACGGGGCGGCGCCCACACCCGAGCCGCUCCGCCAGGUUCCGAGCCCUCCGCCACUCGCCGGGCCCCGCGCCCGCCUCUUUUGUACUCCAAACACCUAAGGAAUAAAAAUGCUCGAACC
Messenger RNA from Gryllus bimaculatus (two-spotted cricket), 602 nucleotides. NCBI's taxonomy places the organism in Eukaryota, Metazoa, Arthropoda, Insecta, Orthoptera, Gryllidae. The record is from the annotation of a GenBank genome assembly.